UACGUGACACUCGUGAGUAACAUAGAAUCGCAACGAUGGACGAGGACGGCGAGAAAAUCCCGCUCAAGCUGGCCCAGAUAUCGAUCGACAAGUUCAACCAGGCCAUCCCGCAGUAUUUGGCGGUGCUACUGAACCAUAAAUGCAACAUCGAGAAGGCAGGGACGCUGCACCAGUGGGAGAAGGUGAAGCGGGAGCAGCUCAACGCAGCCCGCAUCCUGAAACAGAUCAAAUCCACGCUCAUGGAGAUCGACCAGGUGCGGAUGCGGGUGCGGACGGCGGACCAUGACAAAUUCGACGCAGCCAUCGAGCCAACAAAGAAGAGCGCCUUCAACAGCAUGGCCGAGUAUAUUGCUAUGCAGUACUCGUUACGGGAACAAGCGGCCCGUGAAACACAGUUCGAAGACGAUGGUGGAGGCAGCAGCUCCUUCGAAGGACACCCACAAUACGGUACCGAGCAGCAGCUCGCGCAUAUUGCCCCAAUUACCACCAAUUUCGACAGACGCCAGGCGGAGUUACAGCAACGCGAGGAGUGCCUCCGACAGAUGACUCACUUACAGCGUGAUAUGGAGGACAUCCAGGAGCUGUACCAGAAGGUGCACGUACUGGUCAACGAGCAGGGCGAAUCGGUGACGAAGGUCGAGCAGAACGUAGAACUGGCGCAGGUAGAGGUCGAGGCGGGCGUGACGGCACUGCGAAAGGCGCUGGAAUACAAGAAGGCCGUGUACCCGUUGGCCGGUGCCCUGCUCGGUACCUGCAUCGGUGGACCGAUCGGACUGGUGGUGGGACUGAAGGCCGGAGGAUUGGCUGCCCUCGGUGGUGGGCUGGUUGGGUUUGCGAGCGGAAAAAUGAUCAAAAACGUUGACGAAGUCUCGAGGUCACCGGGGGCGGAUGAUGAUGAGGAGGCAAACGAUAGUGCGACGGAAGCGACCACCGGUACACCACCACCGAACGGUGAACCAGGUGGGGAGCUGGUACCCGUUAACUCGCGUGCCUGACAGUUGCUGAACCUGUGCAGCAUCCAGUAAUUCCGACACCCAUUCCUUCCGCUCGAAUCCGCUGUAAAUAGGCCAAAUCGCGCUUGAUCGUCGUCCUUUCCUCGCUUACGUGCAUGAUGAUGACGUAUAACUACUCCUCGCGGGUCCCGCGACUUGGUCGCCGGCGUGGGGGUCCAGUGCGAAAUGGAACAGU
This is a messenger RNA of Anopheles aquasalis, 1188 nucleotides long. It is a transcript of the gene Syx17, whose product is annotated as syntaxin 17. Gene Ontology annotation, biological process: vesicle fusion; exocytosis; intracellular protein transport. Gene Ontology annotation, cellular component: autophagosome membrane; endomembrane system; SNARE complex. Gene Ontology annotation, molecular function: SNARE binding; SNAP receptor activity. NCBI's taxonomy places the organism in Eukaryota, Metazoa, Arthropoda, Insecta, Diptera, Culicidae. The record is from RefSeq and is a predicted model, not a curated record.